CAGAAAUUUUGCCUGUGUCAGAAGUGUGAGGGAAAAUGGAUUCCCAGAUCAACUUUCUACCACCAUGAAAGACAGUAUGUGAAAAGUAUUAGUGCCCCGAUAGUACCAAAAUUCCCAUAUGAUGAGGCUAUUUUCACAGAUUGCAGAUUCCAGCAGCCAUUAUUUGAAGGAUCAACAACUAGCGUUUUAGAUGCAGUGACAAAACACAUGUACAUAUUUAGUAUGAACCAUGGCAUGUCAAAAUCAGCAGUGUCGGAUUCCUUGGCCUGUGAAAAGUCAUCACUUCCACAACCUAAUUGCCUGCCACAGUCAUUCCGAGAAGCCAAAGAUUUCAUAUCGCCACUCCUGAUGCCUCUUGAGAAGUAUGAUGCCUGCGUCAAUGACUGCAUACUUUACAGAGACUUAAAAGACAAAGAAUAUUCCAGUUUGCAGAAUUGCCCUAUCUGUGGUGAACCAAGGAAAAAGAGAGGAGUUGUGCAGAAAAAAUACACUUACAUGCCUUUAGGACCAAGACUGAGUCGCUGGUUUGGGACUUCUAACUUGUGUAAAUUGCUUUAUUCAAAUAGAGGAGUCUCUGCAAAUGGAAAUCUAAGAGACUUUACCGAUGGCAAAGUGUACAAGUCCUGGUUCGAAACUGGAGGGGUCUUCCAAGGACAGCAGGAAUGCCAUACAGUUCCAUUGUCCCUAUUCACAGAUGGAGUGAAUCCUAAUAAACACAUGACCAGUCAGAAAUCCAUGUGGCCUCUCAUUCUGACGUGGAUCAACCUACCAUUUGAAAUUCGCCAACUUUUAGGACCUAUGCUGUUGGUAGGAGUAAUUCCCAGUGGAAUUAACGGCAGUGAGCCAAAGUCCCUGGAGCCAUAUCUAGAACUUCUAAUUGAUGAACUUCUAUCACUUUCGGAAUUCACACUGUACAAUGCGUAUGAAAUGGCACCGAUGAAUGUGAAAGUGGCAUUACUUCAGUACCUGUGUGAUAUUCCAGCAUAUUCCAAAGUGUUUCAUCUGCCUGGACAUGGUGCACUGAGAUCUUGUCCGUACUGCCGAGAUGUAGGAGAGUAUUGUAAACAUCUGCACAAGACUAUCCAUCUCUCAAACCGUAGGUUUCUAGAUUCGAAUCAUCGAAUGAGGUCUGAGGAUGGCUUUGGUAAACGUGGUUGUGAAAGGGAGCAGAAACCAACAUCUUAUACAUGUGAAGAGGAAGCUGAGCUGCGCAAAGAAUUUGAGCUGAAAAGAAAUAAAUCCCAGAAAGCUAAACACCAGAAAGAAACCGGUCUAAAAGGAGAAUACUCCCUUCAGAAACUUCCGUACCACAAUAGGAUGCAGCAGAUGCAAGCAGACGGGAUGCACACCUUUGCAGACUUUGUGAAUCAUGUUUUAGAAAUGUUGACUGGAAAACUGAGUUCAGAGAAAGUCUUACAUUGUGAACAUUCAUAUGCACGAUUUACAGACAUCGUAGCGGACGACGAGCAGCUGGAAAGUAGGCCAAAGAAAAAGAAGACCGACAAGACUCAAACUUCACGCCAAGACAGUUCACGAACAAUUCCAUGGGAACUUACAAAGAAGCAGAUUAAGGAAGCUGACAAGAGGGCCUGUGAAAUAGUAUACAGCCAAGCUAAUGGGAUUACACCUGGGCCACAUUUCUCCAAGCCCUGGACAUUGAGAACUAUGAGUUCCAAGUUACAGUUUGUGACUACUGGUGGGCUUCAGUGGUGUAUCAGGGGAUUUUUACCUCCAAAGCAAGAAGAAACUCUUUUCUUUGUAUUUGAUACCCUGAAGAGAGUUAUCUCCUCAUCCAUUUAUCAAGCAGCCAUUGAACAGUUGCAGAUUGAUGUUCAUCAUGCUCUGUGUCUAGUGGAGAGGGAUUUCCCACUGUCACUCCAGAAUUUGACUACACAUCUUAUACAUCACAUCGUGGAUGGUCUAGAAGAAUUUGGCCCAGUUUAUGGUCGUUGGCUGUUUCCCUACGAAAGGGCUAAUGGAUGGAUUAGCCGUCAAUGCUUGAGAAAAGGUGUCGAGGAGUCAACUGUGAUGGAAACAUAUGUAGUAAGUUUAAUUAAGUAUAAUUACUAUUUUUCCAAAGAAAAUUACUGUUAA
Messenger RNA from Saccostrea cuccullata (small rock oyster), 2094 nucleotides. RefSeq lists its product as uncharacterized. The record is from RefSeq and is a predicted model, not a curated record. Bases 208 to 2094 code for a protein of 628 amino acids. NCBI's taxonomy places the organism in Eukaryota, Metazoa, Mollusca, Bivalvia, Ostreida, Ostreidae. The transcript has 3 exons.